AUGCUUUACUCUACUGGCUAUCAAAUUACCAAUUCCUCCAGACGACUAGAUCACUUACGAAGUCUCUUCUUGGCCAGCUGCCUUACACAUGCAGCCAAUUUAUUCUCGGCUGGCUCUCGGCCAGGCUCUGAUUCUACUUCAUUUUCUCCUGUUGAUAUCGUCAAUGUACCCAAUAGCCUGACCCGAUUUAUUGAAUUAUUAGCCAGUCUAUUCGGCAAUGGGCUGAGCAGUGGUGUGACGGCUGUCAACCCAACUGGUUGCAUUUUGCCGAAACAAUCUUGUGAAGUUAACCCUGAAGCCUUUAAUAUAGGCACUUCUGUAAGUUGCUCAAGCAGUAGCUGCGCUGGUAUCUGCACUAGUAGUGGUAGCAGAAUCACCUCAUGUGGUGGUGUUGGAACUGCCCAAACUUUCCCAGCCACGUAUUCAACAGCUGUAUUACCGUUACUGCUUGGCACUUGCCAGUCGGCUUCACAGGCCGUCGCGAUUCUCCUGCCACCCGAGCCGCAACCAGGCCCCUGCCUCCUCUUUUCAUUGAGUUCUGGGUAUCAACAGGAAAUCCAUCAGCCCCCUUCGCCCCCCCUCUCCCCCCAGCAGCUGCCUUCAACGCACCAAGCUAUUGACUUAGCCCUUGUUCUGCUUGUGCGGAUGGCCAACGCCGUUCGCCGUGCCGGUGGUGAUGGCCUUGGUCCAGGAACUCCCGGCCAAUGGCCUUUAUCCAUUUCUCUUGCUGCUAAUUCUACUAGUUCUACCCUGGCUAACUGUGUUGGCACAAAUGGGACAUCAAUGUCUAUCAAUUCUAUUGUUGCACCAGUUCAAGCCGUUGUGAAAGUGUUCCUACUCAACUGGUUUAUUGAACGGUUCAAGGACGAAAAAUCAGCUGUAAUUAUGGCUUCACGACUUGUAUAUAUUGAAUUAUGUCUACCAUAUUUUACAUUUUAG
Molecule: messenger RNA, 939 nt
Organism: Protopolystoma xenopodis
Lineage: Eukaryota; Metazoa; Platyhelminthes; Monogenea; Polystomatidea; Polystomatidae
Source: the annotation of a GenBank genome assembly